This is a messenger RNA of Meyerozyma guilliermondii ATCC 6260, 873 nucleotides long. Its product is annotated as SDR family NAD(P)-dependent oxidoreductase. Lineage: Eukaryota; Fungi; Ascomycota; Pichiomycetes; Serinales; Debaryomycetaceae. Bases 1 to 873 code for a protein of 290 amino acids. The transcript has a single exon. The record is from RefSeq and is a predicted model, not a curated record.
AUGUCAUUAAGGGUUUCAGAUAUAUUUAACGUUCAAAACUACCAAGUUGUUAUUACCGGAGGUGCUUCCGGCUUGGGAAAAAUUCUAGCUCGAGGAUUUGUUGCAAAUGGCUGCAACAUCUGUAUUGUGGACAUUGACCAAGAAGGAGUAGAUGCAACUUUAUCCGAACUCAAAGCUAUUGCAGAAGAGUCUAAUACAAGCUCGCAAGUCACCAGUGUCGUCGGAGAUCUUUCAUCUGAGGUUGGACUUCAGGGCAUCAUCUCUUCCAUCAAAUCCAAGUUUUCUCAACUUGACGUUUUAGUCAAUUGCGCUGGUAUAAGAAGAGUAAAUGCUAUCAGUUACACGCCAGGUGAGUCGUUGAGUCAAUUAGCUGCUGCUACAGGUUCAAGCAGCUACAGCGAUUGGGAGUCCACGUUCAAGAUAAAUGUACUUUCUCCACAUUUUCUUACGGCUGGAUUAGUUGAGUUGCUUGGAAAGGCAUCGCAAAAAGAGUUUGGGCGUGGAAAUGUAAUAUGCUUUUCUUCUGUGUCCUCCGUCCAUAAUGGACAGUAUGUUCCGUCUUAUCAAACCUCAAAAGCCUCUGUUGAUCACCUUGUAAGAAUCAUGGCAGCUGAGUUUUCUGAUAAGUAUAUUCGAGUUAACGCCAUAUCACCUGGACUUUUCCCCAGCAAAAUGAAUCCGAUGGACAUCUCCAUACCCGAAUCCAACAUGAGAUAUGCUAGAGAGAUGCCUGCGAGAAGACCGGGUACGGAACAGGAGCUAGUUUCUGCCGCAAUUUUCUUGGCUAGUAACAAGUAUGUUGACGGGCGCAUUAUUCGAAUUGAUGGAGGAAGGCUCUUGGUGUGCAAGGGCAAUAUAUCUCAAGAUGAUUGA